AUGCCAGCGCCCGACGCCAAGGCCGACUUUGUGCCCUGGGAGAUGGAACUCAGUCAGCCCAGCGGCUCUACAAUACCAGGACCCUUCGUCAUUCUAGACGUGCCUUCUGAGUUCCCGCGAAUGGACGAAUUCUUCAUGACGUCCAACUAUAAAUACAUCUUCCUCAACGUCUUCAUGCCCAACAGGUCAGACGGCGGCAGAAACAUCUUCCACGGCCUCAAUGGCCUGGCCAUGCACAGCCACAAGACUGGCAAAACCCGCUGGUUUUAUGCCGGUGAUGACUCCGCUCGUGUAGGAGCCCGUCUUUGUACCGCGGAGCCCGGAUGCGUCUGA
Molecule: messenger RNA, 333 nt
Organism: Verticillium dahliae VdLs.17
Lineage: Eukaryota; Fungi; Ascomycota; Sordariomycetes; Glomerellales; Plectosphaerellaceae
Exons: 1
Coding region: 1-333 (110 amino acids)
Molecular function (GO): oxidoreductase activity, acting on single donors with incorporation of molecular oxygen, incorporation of two atoms of oxygen
Source: RefSeq, a predicted model, not a curated record